AUAAUCUUAUUUAUGGUGGCAAAAAUAUUGCAACGUCAUGAUUUUGCAAAUUGUUUUGUGAGAAGAUGUCUGGUUCAAUAUCGUCUGUGGAAGGAGAGUUGAAUGCAAUAAUUAAAGAAUUUUUAGAAUAUUCCAAGUUGAGUUCUACUUUGGCUACCUUUGAAGAAGAAUGUCAAAGGUUUGGGAAACCUAUACAAGUUAAUGCUGGUAAAAAUAGAAGAGAUGAAAGGAUUUGUAAAAUCAAGAAUGAGAUGUUGGAGCAUUUCGAUAAUGGAAAACGUACAGAAUUUCUUUCGGAGUGGGAAACUCAUAUCACCCCAGAAAUGAGAGAAAAUAAUCUUUUUUGCCAGAAGCUGGAAUUCAAUUUACAAAUACAUUUUGCUGUUCUGCCAAUGCGCAAAAUUGAUCAUUGGUGUAAAGAAGAAGUAGAAGAAGCAGUUCUUCAUUUUCAUUAUUAUUUGGAGAGCAAAGGUGCUCUUCUGAGUGAUUGUCCAGAGCUACUCCCUUAUUAUGCUUUGCCCUAUGUUCCUCGUCCAAACACCCAUCCUUCAUUUCAAAAAAUCUUUGAGGAAUCUUGGAUAAUCAACCUAAGGAAAAAAUUGGAGACGUUUUUGUUUGAAGCAUUGAAGAAUGAUGAAGAAGAGCCUGAGCCUAGGCUUAUUGAACUAUAUCAUAAUCGAGAUCUGGAUUUACAAGAUGCUCGAAAAGAACUGCAAUAUUUGGAAAGGCACAUAGAAGAGUCAGAAAAACGUUCUGUUCUUAAUGCCAAAAAAUGUGAAAAGUUGCAAGAAGAAUGCAGACAAUUAAUGGCUGUUGCAUCACUGUUGGUCACAGCUCUGGAAAAUGCUGUCAAAGGAAAUUUGGUAGACAUGGACUGUGUUCUGUCUGCCUGUGCUACACACCUGCCGGACUUGGAGAAAAUUAGAAGUGAAUCCCCUGAUGUAUCGAGUAGUGUAGAAAAAAUUUCAAAAUUUUCAGCAGAAGGGAUUUUGAAAAAUUCUGAAAAAGAGAAAUUGGACUAUGCAAAGCUAAAACAGGAUUUAUGUGUUUCUGAUGAAAGGACAAAACUUCUCCUUUUGCAAGCACUCAGAUGGAGAUUAACCAAACCUGGGAGCUGGAACAGAAGAGAAGGCCAUAUCCUUGAAAUGAUGGACAAUGACUUAUUUGAUCUAAAUUCUCCAAUAAAUGAACCGGCAAAAGUUUUGAAAUCUGUUUGUACAAGCAGUCCUAAAGUUUUUGAAAGUUUUGCUCGAUUUUUGAAUGCAUUAUCUUCUUUUGUUUUAGGUCGUCAAUAUCUGACUUCAAACAACAAGCUUCUGGUGGAGCUUGUGAAGUACCUUCUUAAGACAGAUGGCAGUGAAAAUAGUGUUUCCCUUGAUAUGGUUUUAGGGACACUAAAGAAACUCAGCAUUAGAAGAACAUCUCAAGCAUUCAUGGUCGAAACUGGCGUGAUUGAAUGGCUCGCAAGAAUCUUCUAUUCCAGAAUUUCCAUUUCAAAUUAUGCUCGUUCAGUAUCAAUUGCUCUUCUCUUCAACUUAAGUCUUUGUCCAAUGGGAAAGAAACAGUGUGAACCUCUAAAAAUAGAAUUAAUUUCUGGAUUAGGUUACCUUCUUCAACUUCAAGAUACAAAGAUCUCCCCAUACAUAAAUGGCACUUUGUAUAGAAUUCUGUCAAUACCUAGUGUUCGAGAAUAUGCUAAAGAACAGGCUUUGCCAAGUGCCUUAAGAAAAUUAAUGCAGAAAACUGAGGGAGAACCUAAGAAGCAAUUAGAAACCAUUUUGGAACUUUUCGUGACAGAUGUUCAGAUAGAGGAUGGAAGCUCAGAUGAAGAAGAUGAUGAUCAAGAAGAUGACAGUUUGGAUCCUGAAAUCGAUCUAAAUGAUUGUACUACGCCUGAAAAGAAUGAACUUCAGGGUGAAAAGCUCUUAUCCCUCUAUACUUUACCAAAAGAGGACACAGAGUGAUGUAAGAAGUGCAGCUAGUGAGAUAUCCACACAACAAAAUUCACAGUUGGGUUCAGCAUCAAAUAAAGAUCAGCCCUUAACACCAAAAUUAGAUGUGGAAGCCACACAAUUGGUACGAAAAAUUGUAGGGAUGCCCUCAACUACACUGGUAGAAGCAGCUGUUGUUCCUGAUCCAGCUGCUGUGACCAUAAAAGGACUAAA
Molecule: messenger RNA, 2165 nt
Organism: Uloborus diversus
Lineage: Eukaryota; Metazoa; Arthropoda; Arachnida; Araneae; Uloboridae
Product: lisH domain-containing protein ARMC9-like
Exons: 21
Coding region: 66-1964 (632 amino acids)
Biological process (GO): cilium assembly
Cellular component (GO): centriole; ciliary tip; ciliary basal body
Molecular function (GO): protein binding
Source: RefSeq, a predicted model, not a curated record